UUUUGAAUGUCAAGAGUUGCGUUUACUUGAUGUAAACAUGAAUCACGCAAGAUAGCCGAUUGUUUAUUGGUCCUUGUAAACCUUCACUGUCUCGAAUCGAUGAUAUUUCAAAGAACCAAUUUCAUAUGCAUUAUUUUCUGUAUCGUCUAGAGUAAAAGACACGAUUCUCAAUAAAUAUAAUAGUUAAUUUUUUUAAUAUGCAUUAUCAGUUUUAUAAUGAUGAAGAGGAAUUUGAACCGAGAGUUGUACCAAAACCAAUUGCUAAACGAGAUCUCUUUAUAGUGCCGACUGUACCAGAGGUAUCUUUGAUUUUUGAAAAAUCUGCAAUACACAAUUCAAUUAAUGAAAGUACUGCAAAGUCGCCAACAAAAUUAACAAGCUCAGUACAAAUAUCUAAUGAUGUUGUGAAAGUCAUAAAUCCUAUGUCGCCUAUUUCACAUAAUCCUAACAAUCCUAACUCUUAUGCAGCAUGGAAAAAGGAAAAUUAUUCAAGGGACAUUAGUACUUCAAGUACAACAUGUGUUUUACCAUUAUGUAGAAAUAGUUAUCAUGCAUUGCCAUUGGGCUUACAAAAUAGUUCUGCACAAAAGCAGCAAGAACAGGAUAAAAUUAACGAUAAACAAGAAAAACAAAGAACACAUGAAUAUACAACAAAAGUCAAUGAUACAAUCUAUGAGAAAAGUGUAAAAUUUAAAUGUUCUAAUACAGAAGAUUUCUAUGAUCUUACUGAUCAGAACCAUGUAUCAUCUUCAGACAAAAAACAAUCAUCUUCUCAUACAUCUUCUCUACAAAGAACAACACUCGGCAUAACUAAACAUACAGAAACAUCUAGUGAUAUCAUUCCGUCAGAUACUUUAAAGAAACUUGAACAUUUUCAGACACCGUAUGAAUAUCAACAAUCUCAUGCACUUAGUUAUCCAAAUUGCAAUGUUGAUAAUAAUGAAACAGUAAAAACCUUGUUACAGCUUGUAAAUAGUCAAAAUGAGCAGAUAAAAAAUUUACAACUCCAGGUAGACAGAUUAGUAAGAAUGCAAGAAGAAAAUUUUAAAAAUAAAUCGUCCUGUUUGUGUUCGCAAUCUCUUACAAAUCAAGUAUUGAGAUAUCCAAUAAAUUGUUAUGAUACUGCCCUUUCUUCUACUCUCACACAAUCUCACAAUCAAGGCAUAAACAAAAAUAUAAUUUCACAAAAUACAUCUGUUAUAGAAAAGAAAGAUCUUGAAAAUCUUAGUGAAAAUAAUAAAUCAGAAAUCGCAUUAGAACAGCAAUCAAAAAAGACUUUUAUGGAGCAGAAAGUUUCAAUUGGUGUUAUGACAAGUUUUGAAUUUACUGUACAAAAUAGUCCAUUUUUUAUGGAUUCUGAAAUAUAUGAGAAAAAGGAAACUCACAAAGAAAGUAGCAAUAUUAAUACUAGAAAUACAAAUAUACAUGAUACAGCAGAACCCAUUAAUAGAUACAAAAAUACAUUUACGCGGAAACCUGCUGGAGCUGCACAAUUAGAGAAUAUAGUUGAAGAUUCAGAAAGUUAUUUAUCCUCUAGUCAACAGCAAAGUAGUAAUUUAAAUGCUAAUUCUUCUAUGAAAGAAUUUUUGAAAAUGUAUCAACAUCUUGCUGCCGAUUUAAGUAGGGAAGAAAUGCACAAGGAAAUAUAUAUAGGAAAAGAUAGUAACAUGAAUAAACAUAUGCAGAAUGCGAGGAAAAUAUCAAAUGCAUCUAUGAAUGUAGAUCAUAGUUCUACUAGAGAUGCAAAUUAUAAUAAAGCCCUUGAACAAACAAACGAUUAUCGUAUAAUAAAUAAUGGAGAAAGGAACAUAGAUGAAACAAACAUUGAUAAACAUCCCACGUGUAACAUCCAUUUACCAGUGACAGAUUAUUAUAACCAUAAGAAUAAGGAAUAUGACACUAACAUUAAACGAAUUAAAGAUAUAGGUGAUAGUAUGAUACUGAGUGGAGGUGAUCUUAAAGUAUUUGAGAGACCUCCACCAACUCCAGAACCAAGUAUUCACGUCGAGAUGCAAGAAUAUAUGAGUGAUGAUGAAAGUGAUAAAUUGAAACAUACUUCGAAAAUAGGAUGGACAUUCUAUAACAAUGUUCUAGGACAAGUUAACGAAAUUUUACAAAAUUCUGGUGUUAUAGAUGAUAAAGAUUUAAACGAUGCUAAAACAAUAUGCAAUAUUGAACAAGAAAAUGAUGUGGAAACUAGAACAGUUUUAAACCCUGUUAAAGCAGCCACUUUGGAACAACUUCAGAAGCUUGGGAUUAGUCUAACUGAGAACAACGAACAUAAGGAGUCCAAUAGCAACAAGACAUUGGACUUUGAUUCAUCUUAUUAUCCUCGUUUGGAUUGUCAGGCGAAUAUGAUACAUUCUACUAGCGUUGUAAACGAAACAAAUACGAGUAUGCACAUGAAAGCGUUGGCUUUAAAAUAUUUAAGUGACGAGCAACUAGCCGACAUAGCAUUGCAUAAACAAGAAUCAUCAUCAUUGAAACAUUUUAUGCUUAGCAAUAUGCAAGGGACGGAUAUGUCGUUUGCUACAAUGCGUUAUUUAGAAAGAUAUCAACUUCUUCCAGGAAAGAAUAAUCAAAUAGAAGGUGUUAAUCAAAUACAUGAUCAAGUGUCAUCUAAACAUGAUUUUAAAUUGGCAAUGAUAAAAAAUAAUCCUGCAUUACGUCGAUGCCCUUUUGUACAAACAUCUGAGACUACUUGUCCCAGUAGAAUAUUAGAACUUUCAACUUUAAAGCGACAACCCAAAUUAUUAUAA
Pogonomyrmex barbatus (red harvester ant) is the source of this 2759-nucleotide messenger RNA. RefSeq lists its product as uncharacterized. The record is from RefSeq and is a predicted model, not a curated record. Lineage: Eukaryota; Metazoa; Arthropoda; Insecta; Hymenoptera; Formicidae.